Messenger RNA from Orycteropus afer afer, 2718 nucleotides. RefSeq names its product cyclin F (gene CCNF). Gene Ontology annotation, biological process: mitotic cell cycle phase transition; regulation of cyclin-dependent protein serine/threonine kinase activity. Gene Ontology annotation, cellular component: centrosome; cyclin-dependent protein kinase holoenzyme complex; cytoplasm. The record is from RefSeq and is a predicted model, not a curated record. NCBI's taxonomy places the organism in Eukaryota, Metazoa, Chordata, Mammalia, Tubulidentata, Orycteropodidae. The transcript is spliced from 19 exons. Gene Ontology annotation, molecular function: protein binding; cyclin-dependent protein serine/threonine kinase regulator activity. Bases 1 to 2718 code for a protein of 905 amino acids.
AUGGGGGGGCAGGUGCUGGAGCAAAGUGCCGGCCCAGCUGGAGGGAUCCCCCGGACGGGACACCCAGCCUCUUCCUUCCGGGACUGGACGGAGGGAUGGGAGGAAGCAGUGGUCCACUGUCGGUGUGCCAAGUGCUUCUGUUACCCCACGAGGCGGAGGAUCAGAAAGCGACCCCGAAAGCUGACCAUCUUGAACCUCCCUGAAGAUGUGCUCUUUCAGAUUCUGAAGUGGCUUCCUGUGGGGGACGUCCUCGCCGUCCGAGCUGUGCACUCCCGCCUGAAGUACCUGGUCGACAACCACGCCAGCGUGUGGGCCUGUGCCAGUUUCCAGGAGCUGUGGCCUUCUCCCAGGAACCUCGAGCUGUUUGAAAGGGCUGCCGAAAAGGGAAACUUCGAAGCCGCCGUGAAGCUGGGCAUUGCCUACCUCUACAAUGAAGGCCUGUCCGUGUCCGACGAGGCCCGCGCGGAAGUGAACGGGCUGAAGGCCUCGCGCUACUUCAGCCUGGCCGAGCGCCUGAACGUGGGCGCCACCCCCUUCAUUUGGCUCUUCAUCCGCCCGCCCUGGUCGGCCUCCGGGAGCUGCUGCAAGGCCGUGGUUCACGGGAGUCUCAGUGCCGACUGCCAGCUCCGCAGGACGCACCGUGCAUCCAUCCUACACUGUCUGGGGAGAGUGCUGAGUUGCUUCGAGGUGAGUGGGCUUGUCAUCACGCAGGCUCGGGAUGAGGAGCGGCAGCAGCAGGCGCUGGCCCUGUUUGCGGAGUCUGCUGGCCAGGGCUGCCUGCCCAGCGCGUACCUGCUCUGGGAGCACGAACAGAAGUGGGCGGUAGGUGGCCGCAGGCAAUGUCCGAUCCUGGAAGGUGCCUCCACAGCUUCCGGAAGCUCAGGGACUGCGCGGCCAGAGGGUGCUGGGAAGCGCAGGACGCAGCAGUCCCUGCAGGUGGACGGCGUGCUUGGAACAGAGGGUCAGCGAGAAGGGGGAGGCCCUCAGUGGGAGGGACUGACGCAGGGGCCGCGACUGAUUCUGUCCCUGGCCAAAGCCUGUGCGCACGGGAGCCAGCUCGGCCUGGAGCAGAAGGCUUGCAGCGACGCCGUCUGCCAGCUCUUCCAGGCUUCCCGCCCCGCCGGCAAGCAGCGGAUCUUCUCCGUGCAGAAGGGGCUCAAUGAUACAAUGAGGUACAUUCUGAUCGACUGGCUGGUGGAGGUUGCCACCAUGAAGGACUUCACGAGCCUGUGCCUGCACCUGACGGUGGAGUGCGUGGACCGCUACCUGCAGCGGCGGCCUGUGCCCCGGCACCAGCUCCAGCUGCUGGGCAUCGCCUGCAUGGUCAUCUGCACCCGACAACCUGAGAGGCUCUGUGCCCGCAGCCACUCGGGGAAACCCCACCUCGGCAUGUGUCUGAUAGACGCCGUUGCAGGCGGGUGUCGGAGGCCGACUGACCGCACAGAUACGGUGCUGGGGUUGCGGUUCAUCAGUAAGGAGAUCCUGACCAUCCGUGAGGCCGUGUGGCUCACCGACAACACGUAUAAGUACGAAGACCUCGUGAGGAUGAUGGGCGAGAUCGUGUCUGCCCUGGAGGGGAAAAUCCGAAUCCCGACCGUGGUUGACUACAAAGAGGUACUGAUGGCGCUGGUGCCCGUGGCACGGAGGACCCAGCACCUGUGCAGCCUGCUGUGUGAGCUCUCCCUGCUGCACACCGGCCUCUCCGCCUACGCCCCCGCCCACCUGGCGGCCGCCGCCCUGCUCCUGGCCAGGCUGACGCACAGGCAGACACAGGCCUGGCCCCCUCGGCUCUGGGACCUCACCGGCUUCUCCUACGACGACCUCGUGCCCUGUGUGUUGAGCCUUCAUAAGAAGUGCUUCCACGAUGAUGCCCCCAAAGACUACAGGCAGGUGUCUCUGACGGCCGUGAAGCAACGAUUUGAGGAUAAGCGCUACGAGGGGAUCAGUCAGGAGGAGGUGAUUGGCUACAGCCAGCUCUGCGCGCUGCUGGGCGUGCAACAGGAGGACCCCGAGCCCGCGGUGCUCUUCAGUGAGGGGGAAGUCCACGCCUUCCUCACCUCCCCGUCCGGGAGGAGGACCAAACGGAAGCGGGAGAACAGCCUGCAUGACCGAGGCAGCUUUGUGACUACUCCCACAGCCGAGCUCUCCAGCCAGGAGGACACGCUCUUGGGCAGCUUCCUGGACUGGAGUCUGGACUACUGUUCCGGCUACGAGGGGGACCAGGAAAGCGAGGGCGAGAAGGAGGGUGACGUAACGGCUCCCAGCGGUGUCCUCGACGUCACCGUGGUCUGCCUGAACCCAGAGCAACACUGCUGCCAGGAAUCGAGUGACGAGGAGGCCUGCUCGGAGGAAGGAGCCCUCCAGCGCCCACUCGCCACAAUGCCAAGACCCCAGACCCCGGAGAGCCCGGGGCCAGAGUCACCUCCCUGCGGCAGGCCGGGGCCCGGCAGGGACACCUCAACGUCAGGGUACUCCUCUGUCAGCAGCAGCCAGAGCCCGACCAGCUGCGGGGACGGCGGCCCCCCACGACCUACCUCAGCGCCGUCCCCGGGCAGCGGCGCACACCCACACCCCUGCCGCUGCCACGGCAGGAAGUCAUGUUUACAGUGCUGCUCCCCAGAACCCCCGGAGAGUGGUGGGCCCCGCCAGCUGGCCAAGCGCAAACACACAGCGGAGCAUGGUGGGGGGAGCGGGACCGCGGGCCUCCCCACUCUGUGA